CGUCCUCUGCAUCAGUAGUAAUGGUUAUCGACGUGUAAAGUCACUCACACAGUCCGCAUUUACCAACAGAUAUAACCACACUGUGUUUACAAGUGAAUUUUGCACACCACGUGAAAAACGCAUUGCUACAACUAGCACUGAAUGUCAUUUCUAAAUUUGAUAAUAGAUGUCAAUAGGAAUUACUGAGCAUUCGUACACUACAGAGGAUGUUAGAAUCAACUAUUCAAGCAUUAACAAGUGGCAGGAUAAUUUUAGCCAGUGGAUCUCCAAGGAGACAUGACAUAGUGAAGCAAUUGCGUAUCAGUGCAGAGGUAAUACCAUCCUUGUACGAUGAGAACCUUGACAGAUCCAAGUACAAUGGUCAUGGGGAAUAUGUUCAGGAUAUUGCUAAGUACAAGGUACUGGAGGUAUAUGAACGUUUAAAAGCAGAUCCAGCACCUCCGUCAUUGAUAAUAGGCGCAGACACUAUGGUGACAAUAGGUGAUGUUAUUUAUGGAAAACCUAGGAAUGAAAAAGAAGCUUUUCAAAUGUUAUCGAGUCUAGCAAAUAAACAGCACAUUGUCUAUACUGGUGUAUGUCUAAAAACACCAAAAAUUGAAAUGCAGUUUUACGAAUCUACGAAAGUAAAAUUUGGAGAUAUAUCUGAGAAACAAAUAAGAGAAUAUAUAAAAACAGGCGAUCCUAUGGAUAAAGCAGGAGGAUAUGGCUUUCAAAGUAUAGGUGCCUGCCUGGUUGAAAAAAUAGAUGGUGAUUAUUAUACCGUAAUAGGUUUGCCAUUGUAUUCAUUGGCUAAGCGAUUGAACCAAAUAUUUUCUAAUUCUUAACAAGAACAUUAUGUUAAGCUUGUUGAUACCUGAAGUACAAGAAUGUACUAUUACUUCUACAUAAAUAAAUUUAUUGUUAAAAGCCUCAUAAA
This is a messenger RNA of Linepithema humile (Argentine ant), 916 nucleotides long. Its product is annotated as dTTP/UTP pyrophosphatase. Lineage: Eukaryota; Metazoa; Arthropoda; Insecta; Hymenoptera; Formicidae. Gene Ontology annotation, molecular function: nucleoside triphosphate diphosphatase activity. The record is from RefSeq and is a predicted model, not a curated record.